UAGCCGCUGCGCGUGCGCGGAACCGUGGGGCCAUGAGCGAAGCCGGCGGCGGCCGGGGCUGUGGGUCCUCGGUCCCCCAGCGAGCGCCAUGGAGCCUGGUGGCGGCGACGGCCGCGUUCUGCCUGGUGUCGGCCACGUCCGUCUGGACGGCGGGGGCCGCGCCCAUGAGUAGGGAGGAGAGACAGAAGCUUGGGAAUCAAGUACUGGAAAUGUUUGAUCAUGCUUAUGGUAACUAUAUGGAACAUGCUUACCCAGCUGAUGAACUCAUGCCUUUAACCUGUAGAGGUCGUGUUAGAGGCCAGGAGCCAAGUCGGGGUGAUGUUGAUGACGCCUUGGGAAAAUUUUCCCUGACAUUGAUUGAUUCUUUGGACACUCUUGUGGUAUUAAAUAAAACUAAAGAAUUUGAAGAUGCGGUGAGAAAAGUUUUAAGAGAUGUUAAUUUAGAUAAUGAUGUAGUUGUAUCAGUCUUUGAAACAAACAUCAGAGUUCUUGGGGGUCUUUUGGGUGGACACUCAUUGGCAAUCAUGCUGAAAGAAAAAGGCGAAUACAUGCAGUGGUACAAUGAUGAACUUCUCCAAAUGGCAAAGCAAUUGGGUUACAAACUUUUACCAGCUUUCAAUACUACCAGUGGCCUUCCUUAUCCAAGAAUUAAUUUAAAGUUUGGUGUCAGAAAACCGGAAGCUCGAACCGGAACUGAGACAGAUACCUGUACAGCUUGUGCAGGUACCUUGAUCCUUGAGUUUGCUGCUUUAAGUCGGUUCACAGGAGCGACAGUAUUUGAGGAAUACGCAAGAAAAGCUCUUGAUUUUCUCUGGGAAAAAAGACAGCGAAGUAGUAAUUUAGUGGGUGUGACUAUAAAUAUUCAUACUGGAGAUUGGGUAAGAAAAGAUAGUGGAGUUGGAGCAGGGAUUGAUUCAUAUUAUGAAUAUCUAUUGAAAGCCUAUGUCUUGCUUGGAGAUGACAGUUUUCUGGAAAGAUUUAAUACACACUACGAUGCCAUCAUGAGGUACAUUAGCCAGCCACCUCUUCUACUUGAUGUGCAUAUCCACAAGCCAAUGCUGAAUGCUCGAACGUGGAUGGAUGCUUUGCUCGCCUUUUUUCCAGGUUUGCAGGUCUUAAAGGGAGAUAUUAGACCUGCUAUUGAAACUCAUGAAAUGUUAUAUCAGGUGAUUAAAAAACAUAAUUUCCUACCAGAGGCAUUCACCACAGAUUUCCGGGUACAUUGGGCUCAACAUCCUUUAAGACCAGAAUUUGCAGAAAGUACCUACUUCUUGUAUAAAGCUACAGGAGAUCCUUACUACCUUGAAGUAGGGAAAACACUUAUUGAAAAUUUAAAUAAAUAUGCUAGAGUGCCUUGCGGAUUUGCUGCCAUGAAGGAUGUUCGUACUGGAAGUCAUGAGGACAGAAUGGAUUCUUUCUUCUUGGCUGAGAUGUUUAAAUAUCUUUACCUGUUAUUUGCGGAUAAAGAAGACAUUAUUUUUGACAUAGAAGAUUACAUCUUUACAACAGAAGCUCAUCUGUUACCUCUUUGGCUCUCUACUACAAAUCAAAGCAUCUCUAAGAAGAAUACAACCUCAGAAUAUACAGAACUGGAUGACAGUAAUUUUGAUUGGACUUGUCCAAACACUCAGAUUCUCUUCCCUAAUGACCCAUUGUAUGCUCAGAGCAUUCGUGAACCCUUGAAAAAUGUGGUGGAUAAGAGCUGUCCUAGAGGCAUCAUCAGAGUAGAGGAGAGUUUCAGGAGUGGAGCUAAACCCCCUCUGAGAGCCAGAGAUUUCAUGGCCACUAACCCUGAACAUUUAGAAAUCUUGAAGAAGAUGGGGGUGAGUUUGAUUCACCUCAAAGAUGGGAGAGUCCAGUUGGUUCAACAUGCAAUCCAAGCUGCUAGUUCAAUUGAUGCUGAAGAUGGGUUGAGAUUCAUGCAGGAGAUGAUUGAACUGUCAAGUCAGCAACAAAAAGAACAGCAGCUACCUCCACGAGCUGUACAAAUUGUUUCCCACCCAUUUUUUGGCAGGGUAGUGUUGACUGCUGGACCAGCUCAGUUUGGGCUAGAUCUGUCUAAACAUAAAGAGACAAGAGGAUUUGUUGCAAGCAGUAAACCGUACAAUGGUUGUUCAGAGCUUACUAACCCCGAGGCAGUGAUGGGAAAAAUCGCUCUGAUACAAAGAGGACAGUGCAUGUUUGCAGAAAAGGCACGCAAUGUUCAGAAUGCUGGUGCCAUUGGUGGCAUUGUUAUUGAUGACAAUGAGGGGAGCAGCAGUGAUACUGCCCCUCUGUUCCAGAUGGCGGGUGAUGGAAAAGACACAGAUGACAUCAAGAUCCCCAUGCUAUUCUUAUUCAGUAAAGAAGGAAGUAUCAUACUGGAUGCCAUCCGGGAGUAUGAGGAGGUGGAAGUGCUCCUUUCUGACAAAGCAAAAGAUAGAGCAGCAAUAUUAAAAGGUAAAAUGAUUCCAAGCUACAUUAUUAAUAGUAAUCCUGAAAUGGAAAAUGAAGAACAACCAUCCUCUGAAAAUGAUUCUCAGAAUCAGAGUGCUGAAGAGAUUAGAUCAAGUUCUCAGGAGGUUGAUUUGGUUGAUCAAGAGUCUCCUGAGGAAAGUUCUCUAAAUUCGCAACCAGAAUCACCAUCUUCCGCAGAUAUGGACAAUGCUGCAAGUGUUUCUGCUUCUGAACAGAAUUCUAACCCCAUGGAAAACCACGAGACUACAAGUCUUGAUGGUGAAUGUACAGAUUUAGAUAACCAACUUCAAGAACAAUCAGAAACUGAGGAAGAUUCCAAUCCUAAUGUUAGCUGGGGUAAAAAGGUCCAGCCUAUAGACUCCAUAUUAGCAGACUGGAAUGAAGAUAUAGAAGCAUUUGAAAUGAUGGAGAAAGAUGAACUAUGACUCACUAAAGAGUCUGGUGGUAGGUAUUUAAAAAGAAAAGGCAAACUGUGGUUCACAGACAUCCAGAUACUAAGCAGGCUCUCUCAUGGGAGUCUUUAAGUAUGGUGAUGAGCAACCACGUUCUGACUGAGAUAGUUAUCAUAGGAAUCUGGAGCAUGCUGUGUUAGAAUUGACCUUGCUUAAAACUGUCCCAUCCUAAAUGGAAACUCACAGCCCCUCCCCAACCCUGACCCCCACCUGGUGACAGCAUCGCACCACCCUGCAGCACCUCAGGCCAGGAAAAGAUUGCUGGGCAUUCCUAGGAACCAGAUUUCUGCAGUCUCUGGAUAGACCAGAAACAAAUUCAGUUAAUGAUGGAGUGGAGAAUAGGAAUUUGUAUAGAUUUCUAAUUAAAGGAAGUGCGGCUUUCUUGGUUUUGGGGUUAGAGGCUCUUUUGGGAAAAGACAUCUGAGUAUUGUGGGCAUUCUGGUUAUGCUGCCUUCACAAAAACACUCAAAGUGACCUAAGUGGUUAUGAAGCAAAUGCAUUUAUGGGGAAGACAGCCUUUGCUCAUCACUUUCACUUGCUUCAUUGUGUAACAAAUCAUCAAGAUGACUUGAUUUUUUUUUCUCUCUUAACAAUGUCCUUUUCAUUUAAACCAAAGGUGAAGCCAGUGUACUUUCUCAGUGAGUUCUUUGCAUAAAGGUUAAUCAUUGGGACCAGGUAAAAAGGUCAUAUAUUAUGGAAAUUGGUUACUUAAUACUUAUGAAAAAUGGAACAAGGGAGAAACUAUAAAGUAAUAUGAACUUGCCAUUGGGCCUUCCAUAGGGGAAGCCGUGACUACUCUGAAAUGGAACUUAAAGUUCUAUCCUUGUCGGGUAAAUUAUAAAUCUUGUCCAGUUUAUUUCUCUUAGAGGUGAUUACCUCUAGCCAUCAGCCUUACUCCAUCCCAUGUUUAGUAUGCAAUUGGAGCCACAAGGGCCAUAUCGCCAAUAGCUGAAUACAUUUUGUUCCAUUUUUCUAUCCUAGGGAGCCAUAAUAAAACUGUGGUAGUGAUCUAAAAAUCCUAGGGAAACAACUAUUUUUCAUCUUUGAAACUGUGGUUUCUAAAGAUGCACCUAGGGAGUCUGUCACAUUUUCUGUUGAAUCAUGGUUUUUAAAGUUUUUUUUUUUUAAAACCUUUUUUUUUUUUUUUUAACAGAUAUUCCUUCUAAUAAGGACUUGAAAAUUAAUCUAUGGUAACCUGUGUAAGAAACUUACACAGUAGCAACUAACAUAUAGCCAUAUAGCUUAAUGAGAAUUUAUUUUCCUUCUUUUUUUUUUUGGUGGCAGUCUGGUGCUGGCCACAUUUAAGUUUUAAAAACUGUUGUUGAUGUCCUGUAGACAGCCCUGUAGUUGAAAUCAUGUUUUUACUCAUUUUAUUUAUUUUUUUUAAACUUAAUCAGUUCUAAAGGAGUAUUUGUGAGACUUAAUUUUCUUUCUCUUUACCGUGACAUUACAUAAUAAUCUUUUCUUAAAACACAGUUUUGAGGUACUGAUGAACUUAAACUGUAUAUGGAGCUGUUAAAAGAGCAGUGCUGUAU
Messenger RNA from Neomonachus schauinslandi (Hawaiian monk seal), 4444 nucleotides. RefSeq names its product ER degradation enhancing alpha-mannosidase like protein 3 (gene EDEM3). Bases 33 to 2882 code for a protein of 949 amino acids. Gene Ontology annotation, biological process: endoplasmic reticulum mannose trimming; mannose trimming involved in glycoprotein ERAD pathway; carbohydrate metabolic process. The transcript is spliced from 21 exons. The record is from RefSeq and is a predicted model, not a curated record. Gene Ontology annotation, molecular function: mannosyl-oligosaccharide 1,2-alpha-mannosidase activity; calcium ion binding. NCBI's taxonomy places the organism in Eukaryota, Metazoa, Chordata, Mammalia, Carnivora, Phocidae. Gene Ontology annotation, cellular component: endoplasmic reticulum; membrane.